CACAUUCUGGUCACAAUCUCCACCAUCUCUCUUGGUUUCAGCAGUUGACGUUUGAGAUUUUUGCGCACGCGUUCAUCUUUCCACCGAUUUCUCCGAUACAUGAAUGUCAACUGGGAGGUGGAUGAAGGUACCAUGUAGUGUCCAUAUUAUUUCCGUGAAUAAACUCGAAUGCAUUGCUUGUGACAGACCUGUUCACAAACGCUACACGAUGUUUUUUGAAAUUAUAUUAUGAUGUAGGUUAUAGCCUACUGCAUUCUUGUGCAGAUGUCAAAUGAUUAUUUCAUUUAAGGGCUUAUCCAGGCUGCUGUCACUAUUCCACCGACCAAACAGCACAAUCGAACAAAACCUACGUUAAAACGUUGGGUCGUUUGCUGAACAAGUGUCCGUACUUUGUACGGUAAUGUAAGCUACAAUGAGAAAGGCAUUCUUAAAACAUGUGAAACGGUUUCCGUGGGUAACCAACGUAACCCUCUAUGGCUGCUUAUUCGCCGGUGGAGACGUCGUCCAUCAGUGGUUUACUAGAAAAGAAGAUAUGGAUUGGAAACAUACAAGGAAUGUCGCCGUGGUUGCUUUCAGCUUUCAUGGUAACUUCAACUUUUUUUGGAUGAGGUUUUUGGAGCGACAAUUCCCUGGCAAUUCUGUAAGAAUGGUGCUACGAAAACUUCUUUUGGAUCAGACCACCGCAGCACCCCUAGCAACGAGCGUAUUCUAUACGGGUGUAAGUAUUCUAGAAGGAAAACAAGAUAUUUUCCAAGACUGGAGGGAGAAGUUCUUCAACACAUAUAGGACUGGCCUCAUGUACUGGCCAUUUGUGCAGUUCCUGAACUUCGCUCUGGUUCCACUCUACCUGCGCACUGCCUUCACCGGCUGUUGCGCGUUCGUUUGGGCCACUUUCCUGUGCUACUCGCAGCAGAGUGGUGACGGGACAGCCAUGUCUGCACUCGCCUGGUUACGAGGCCCAGCCCCUCCCACAGACGUAUCACCACCGAGUACAGGAGGCGACGAGUAACCAUGGAAACGCCACAAACAAAAAGUAAACCUCAGGGAGAUAGUAUGUGUGUGGAGGUGUGUGUGUUUGGGUGUGUGACCGAGAGAGUCCUCCCAAAAACUUUUUUCAUUAGCCUCACAGGUAAGCAUCAGACUGACUGACUGAUAGGCUGACUCAUUUGGUGCUACGAUACACAAAAAUAUGUUUGUAAGGUUGAUGUUUAUCAUGUUUGUAUGGUAGAUAUAUAUCAUGUUUGUAUGGUAGAUAUAUAUCAUGUUUGUAUGGUAGAUAUAUAUAUCUGGUGACUGUGGAGCACAGAAGCUCAUACUUGAACAUUCUGCAGCAGAAAAGUUGCAGGCUCUGUUGUUGUGAUGGCAUUGUGCACAUCAUUCAGACGUAGUAGAUGUGGUCUUCGUCUCUGUAACUUAGAGCACUAUUGUUUGCUCUUUAAAAACACAACUUUAGGCAUAAUUUUCAUAGUUAAUGAAGACUCUUUGUAUGCACACAAUCACUGUUGAGAUACAUUUAAUCUAGCCUGUUCUGUGCUCAUACUGAGGUUCAGGCUUAUAUGGGUAGGUAUAGUAUGAGGCCCAAUACAAAAAGGAGCUGUUUUAGUGUUUUAGUCUACACUACUUUCUCCUUUUUCAGUUAGCUUCCUUUUCUUUUCUUGUGCUCUAAAGAAACUCCAUUGAUCCUGGCUGCCACGUCCAGGGUUUCUUUGGGAUACUGGGUCUCUGAUCCCCACUGGAAUCAAUCAUUAGUUUAUACAUAAGUCAGUGAACUUUGAUUUGAGGCAAUCAUGAUGUGACUGAAGAUUUUGUUGGAGAAUCAGUUACGGCUAGUCUAAUCAAGCUAGCCAGAAAGCUGGGCGUUGGUAAAUGUUUGCACUGUAGGUAUAAGUGGGUAAAUUAAUGAUUAAUUGUAAUUUUAGCCAAGUAAUGACUUGACGUUUUACGGACAAUAGAUGAUAAGGAAUCUACCCCCUUUCUGCAUGAAAUAAUCUGCUUUAUAUUCACUUUGAUCUGAAUAGAGUUAGUGAUACCAGAGUAGAAAUGUUUUAAGUCUAUACACCAUACAUAUUUAAAGUCUGCGUAUCACAACCCUUCAGGUCCUUUCACAUGCUAAAACAUGUGUUUUCAGUGUCACUGUAGUAUGUUUUUGUUGAUAAUCAGUACUUCAUCCUUCCAGCUUGUGUAGACAUUUCUGACAGUUUCCAGCAUUGUCCAUUGGCUUGCUGCUUGCUGUUGCUGCUCAAUGUGUCCAUAGUGAAAAAUUACUGUAUGAACUUUAGUUCUCAAUGUAAAAACUUAAGACAAAGGGUCUGACAUGAAGUUGAACUUUUUAGAAAAUUCUAUUUGGUUAAAAAGAAUGUUUUAUGAAGAACUGGAAUGUCUGUUAUGUCACUUGGGGAAUUUGCACAGACAGCGGAUUUUAUGCACAUUGUGUAGAUGAAUGGUAAAACAUGUACGUAUGUAUCUCCAUGAAGUGAUCUCAAGUGGUCAAUUUCCAAGGGAUCCAUUUAUUAUUUUUUGUGCAAAACUCCUCUUAUAGAUACAGUAUAUUUUUCUGUAGAGUAUUUAUUCUGAAUAAUUCACUAAUGUAUUGAUCUAUUGAAGUUGUAAUUGCUGUGUACAUGUGUGGUACAGGGGUAUAUAAAUAAAAUAAUGAGAUAUGUUGUC
Molecule: messenger RNA, 2667 nt
Organism: Clupea harengus (Atlantic herring)
Lineage: Eukaryota; Metazoa; Chordata; Actinopteri; Clupeiformes; Clupeidae
Product: mpv17-like protein
Biological process (GO): mitochondrial ribosome assembly
Cellular component (GO): cytoplasm; mitochondrion; membrane
Source: RefSeq, a predicted model, not a curated record